Pseudomyrmex gracilis is the source of this 2060-nucleotide messenger RNA. RefSeq names its product facilitated trehalose transporter Tret1-like. Lineage: Eukaryota; Metazoa; Arthropoda; Insecta; Hymenoptera; Formicidae. The coding region runs from base 515 to 2038 and encodes 507 amino acids. Gene Ontology annotation, biological process: transmembrane transport. The record is from RefSeq and is a predicted model, not a curated record. Gene Ontology annotation, cellular component: membrane. Gene Ontology annotation, molecular function: transmembrane transporter activity. The transcript is spliced from 8 exons.
UGAGCACGGAGACACAACAGAGACACAAUUUACAGAUGUAAAAGGAUAUUCGUGAGCAAAAAUCGGCGAGAGAUAAACGACGUUUAGAGAUAAAUGCGAAACCGUAUGACAAUAAAUAAUUUAUAUAAGACUAAUAUCGUCGGAGAAGAAAUCAACACUGCCUACUAACUAAGAAGAAGAAGAAGAAGAAGAAGAUACAGCGUAAUACGUGCGCGCGCGCAAAAUAUUUCCCUUUUUUGCUACUUCUAUUCGACGAAACGUUCGUUUUUGUGUAAGAAAUCUCCGCGCUACAAAGAGAGGAACAGAAUACGGAAGAGGAUAUCUACCACUUCGAAUAUUGAUUAGACAGCAGAGACGACGACGAGAGAGACAGAGAGAGACAGAGAGUGAGAAAAAUAUGAAAAUCACGAACAGGUCUUUUGGUUGCAAGUUUGCGGAGAGAUUCCCGCGGUCGUGUUUAUAAAAAAAAUUCCUAAGGCGAAGAAGAGGUGACGGACGAAGAAACGAGAAAGAGAUGUCUCUAAAUCACAGAUAUUACGUAACGACGAUACCGAACGAGGGCGAAGACAAUUUUAAAAUGCCAAGGGCUUCCGUGGUACACAUGGCAUCGACAGCAACAAGACCGCAACACAUGUCACAAGUUCUGGCGACUCUGGCGUUAUCUAUGGGUACUCUUUCAUCCGGUCUGGCCAAGGGUUACACCUCGCCAGCGUUAGACUCCAUAUUGGAUAAUCAAUCGCCUCAUCUUUAUCAGUCGUCCAACAAUGACACUUGGUCAGCUUUCUCGGUUACGCAGCAGGAAGCUUCGUGGAUUGCGUCGUUGUCCAUGCUGGGAGCUUGGUUGGGCGCGAUGAUCGGCGACUGGAUAAUGCGGAGAGGUCGUCGGCUGGCUCUGCGCGCGACAUCCUUACCCUUAGCGGCGGCUUGGAUCGUAACGGGCGUUGCGCCGUGCGUCGAACUGGUGUAUGUCACCAGUUUUAUCGGCGGUCUGUGUUGCUCGGUCAUCACCAUGGUGGCUCAGGUGUACAUAUCGGAAAUCUCGAUGCCGAGCAUUCGCGGAUGUUUGUCAGCAAUGUUGAAAGUAUUGGGUCACAUCGGAGUCUUGCUAUCGUACAUAGCCGGCACGUACUUGAAUUGGCGACAAAGUGCGCUGCUAGUGGCCGUCGCCCCGUCUAUGCUCUUUCUGGGGAUCCUUUUUAUACCCGAGACGCCGUCGUAUCUCGUGCUGAAUGGCAGAGACGACGAGGCUGCCACCAGUUUGCAAUGGCUGCGCGGAGAACACGUUGAUGUGCGACACGAAUUGGAGGUUAUCAAAACGAACAUUAUGGCUUCAAAGGCGAAGCAAUACGAGUUGAGUUUCCGAAACAGCGUGUUCACGCCAAGAUUGUACAAACCCAUCGCAAUCACAUGCGGUCUGAUGUUUUUCCAACGAUUUUCCGGCGCAAACGCAUUUAAUUACUACGCAGUGCUUAUAUUCCGUCAGACUCUUGGCGUGAUGAAUCCUCACGGAGCGACCAUAGCGAUCGGAUUUGUACAACUAUUGGCCGCUUUAUUGUCAGGAUUUUUGAUCGACAUCGUCGGCAGGUUGCCGCUUCUGAUAGCCAGUACCGUUUUCAUGUCUCUUGCGCUAGCCGGUUUCGGCAGUUACGCGUAUUACGUGUCGCAAACGCAAAAUUUAGGUUACGUGGACUCGACGGUAGUGGGCCAGCACGACUGGAUACCACUGCUCUGCGUGCUCGUGUUCACGACCGCUCUCGCCCUGGGCAUAUCGCCAAUUUCUUGGCUAUUGAUUGGCGAAUUAUUUCCCUUGGAAUACCGCGGCCUUGGUUCUAGCAUCAGCACGAGCUUCAGCUACUUCUGCGCAUUCUUUGGAAUCAAGCUCUUUAUGGAUUUCCAGCAGAGUCUCGGUUUACACGGAGCUUUUUGGUUUUAUGCGGCAAUGGCGGUUUGCGGAUUGUGCUUCGUAGUUUGCUGCGUGCCCGAGACGAAGGGCAAGCAACUGGACGAAAUGAAUCCAAAUUACGCGCAAACGCGGUAGUAUAAGGCCUCGCUGACGGGAG